Lotus japonicus is the source of this 1571-nucleotide messenger RNA. RefSeq names its product pto-interacting protein 1-like. Gene Ontology annotation, biological process: protein phosphorylation. Gene Ontology annotation, molecular function: protein kinase activity; ATP binding. The record is from RefSeq and is a predicted model, not a curated record. The transcript is spliced from 8 exons. NCBI's taxonomy places the organism in Eukaryota, Viridiplantae, Streptophyta, Magnoliopsida, Fabales, Fabaceae. Bases 171 to 1256 code for a protein of 361 amino acids.
UUAGUUUUCUUCUUCUCUCGGUGAAGUCAAGGAACUUUCUUCUUCUUCUUCUUCUUCAACUUCCUCUUCCAUAUUCUACAAACUUUCUCUCUUUCAUUCAUUCAUUUUUUCCCUUUCAUCUCUGAACAACACAAACCACUACAAUCUCAAAGUCUUUCCAAGAGAGGAUCAUGGGUUGCUUUGGCUUUUGCAAAGGAAAUGAUGCUUAUACAACUGCUGACAAAGGAGGACCCUUCAUGCAAACCUAUCCUACUGGGAACAAUAGUUAUCAUGGCAGACACACACCAAUAAUAACUCCGCCAACUAUAAAUUUUCAACCAAUUGCUGUCCCUUCCCUUUCCAUAGAUGAAUUGAAGUCUGUUACAGAUAAUUUUGGAUCAAAAUCUUUCAUUGGUGAGGGUGCAUAUGGGAAAGUAUAUCGUGCGACAUUGAAAAAUGGACGUGAAGUGGCGAUUAAAAAGCUAGAUUCCAGUAAGCAGCCAGACCAGGAAUUGCUUUCUCAGGUAUCUGUGGUAUCAAGGCUAAAGCAUGAAAAUGUUGUUGAGCUUGUUAGUUAUUGCGUUGAUGGUCCUUGUCGCGCCCUUGCCUAUGAGUAUGCUCCUAAUGGAUCCCUUCAUGAUAUUAUACAUGGACGCAAAGGUGUCAAGGGUGCACAACCUGGUUUAGUUCUCUCAUGGACUCAGAGAGUUAAAAUUGCUGUUGGAGCAGCCAGAGGACUUGAAUAUCUCCAUGAGAAGGCAGAGACACAUAUUAUCCAUCGUUACAUUAAAUCUAGUAACAUACUGCUUUUCGAUGACGACGUUGCAAAGAUUGCUGAUUUUGAUUUGUCAAAUCAAGCCCCCGAUGCAGCAGCACGUCUUCAUUCUACCCGUGUUCUUGGAACCUUCGGUUAUCAUGCUCCAGAAUAUGCAAUGACUGGGCAACUCACUUCAAAAAGUGAUGUUUACAGUUUUGGAGUUGUACUUUUGGAACUCCUAACCGGGCGUAAACCUGUUGAUCAUACACUGCCUCGAGGACAGCAAAGCCUUGUUACAUGGGCCACACCAAAGCUUAGUGAAGAUAAGGUAAAGCAGUGUGUUGAUGCUAGACUAAAGGGAGAGUACCCGGUUAAGUCAGUUGCAAAGAUGGCUGCUGUUGCUGCACUGUGUGUGCAAUAUGAAGCUGAGUUUCGGCCAAACAUGAGCAUCAUAGUGAAAGCUCUACAGCCUCUACUGAAUACUCGCUCAACUCUUCCAAAGGAAGUGCGCCACAUGUAAAUUCCUCACCCUCCGUCCCUUCUAGCAGACUGCAGACUGCGUUAACAAAUGUUGUUUUGUAACUAGUGUCAAUAAUUACACAUUUGAGUCCAAGGCAUUUAGUAUUUAAGUAUCAUUUGCAUUUUAGAUUUGUCUCUUAACUAAGCAUUAUAUAGAAAUUGUAAUGCAGGUCCCUUAGGUUUGUGGUUUUGGAUGGUUAUUGGAAAUUUAUGUUUGUUCUUUUAAGGAUUCAUAUUUGACUUGAAUAUAUGUAUACUUUUCCUGAAUAACAUGAGUUUAGUUGCAUUAUCAAAUGAACAUAUUUGACUUGAACCA